Messenger RNA from Adineta steineri, 660 nucleotides. NCBI's taxonomy places the organism in Eukaryota, Metazoa, Rotifera, Eurotatoria, Adinetida, Adinetidae. The record is from the annotation of a GenBank genome assembly.
AUGUUAACAGUUGAGGAAAACAGUGAAACAGUAUCGCUUAGUAAUAUAGAUACACAGUCGAAAUUAUUUGAUACAAAAGGUGAUUGGAUUUUAUUAAAUGUUGGUGGUAGACAUUUUCUUACAACACGUUCAACAUUAUUAAAAGAAGAAUCAUUUCUUGGUCGUUUAUGUCAAUCAGAAUCUGAUCUUAAAACUGAUGUUGAUGCGAAAGGUGGUUAUUUAAUUGAUCGUGAUCCAAAUUAUUUUAAUGUUAUUUUAAAUUAUCUUCGUCAUGGGAAAUUAAUUCUCGAAGCUAAUCUCGUUGAAGAAGGUGUAUUAGAAGAAGCAGAAUUUUAUAAUAUACAAACAUUAAUCGAACUUGUUAAAGAAAGAAUUCGAGAACGAGAUAAACGAAAAAUGGAUGAUGGUACAGCAAAUCGUGUUUAUCGAGUAAUGCAAUGUAAAGAAAAAGAAAUUACACAAUUAAUGUCUUCAUUAAGUGAUGGAUGGAAAUUUGAACAGCUUAUUGGUCAUUCACCGGUUGGUUCAAGUUAUAUAUAUCCUGAAGGUGAAUUUUUAUGUAUUGUAUCCAAACAAUACGAUCGAGGAUUGCGAGAGGAGACCAAUGCUUGUUUAUCUCCACGGGUUAAAAUUUUACAAGAACGAGGCUCUCGAAUGUAA